AUGAAAAUACGUGAAGCUGUUGUGUUUCUAAUCAGCACUGUCAUUCUGCUCUGCUACUUCUACUCCUUUAUACUCGAUGAAAUUUCUAGAGGACAGCUUGACAUCAAGAAAGCAGAGUACGUGGCUCUAUGUAUCGAGGAUAUAACUCCCUUGUUGGAGCCCAGACUCUCUUCCAAAGAUCAAUCAAACAAAAUUACACACAAGAACGUAGCAAACGGAACAACAGCAGACACGCAGACUAUGACCGAUGAAACGAAUUUUGUAGCAUUGUCAAGAAAUUUGCAACGAAUCACUGAAGGGCAUAAGAUAACAACAGCAAAAGACAUUUUCGAAUAUUGUCCGUUCGAGCCAUUGGAUCCAUGGCGUAAGGAGUUAGCAGAACACAUUCAUGACAAGCACGGAUUCAAGAAUUGUACUGUGCGAGAAGAGCUCCGUCCAAAAACCAAGCUCUUAAAUGGAACGAUUUCGGUCUCUGGUACAUCUGGUCUAGUCUGCAAAGGACGUUGUCUUUGGUAUGUUAAUGAGCAUUCGACCAAGUUUGGGGAGUGGGAGAAUAUCAGCUACAAGUUUCCUUGCGAUUUUGUUGAGACAGCAUGCAGUAUGAAUCAAUUUAAUGAAGCCUAUUCAACACGAUUUGUGCAUAAACAAAUUGUAGAGCAAAGGAACAAAAGUGAAAAAAAGCUGAACCUUGAGGAGCAUCCAGACUUGCACAUAAUUAUCUUGGACUCAGUGGGCUCGUCGCACUUUAUAAGGGCCACGCCGCUAUACGCACGGAAAUCGGCUAUUGUGGAGAUCAGGGCCGUACGAGAUCAGGCCCGAGUAACAAUAGAGGAAGUCGAAAGGAUUGUUAUGAACUUGCCUCAAAUGAACGCUGAUCUGUCAAAGAAAGAGCACUGCGAAACGUUUUUGGAUGAUCACGAGUUUAUACCUUUCGAGUAUAAAAGAAAAGGCUAUAAGACUAUAAUGGUGGAAGACUAUAGUGAAGGAAUUCUGACCUACAAGGCCUGCUUAGGAAUGAAAGCGGAACCGCAUCAUCAUACGUACAGAGUUUUUGAGAAUAAAAGAAGAGAGGACGAAGAACUGCAGAAGAUUUUGUGGGAAGGCCUCUAUGUUCCAAAAUUUUCGAUGUCCUGGAUGGUUGACCUUGCUCAUGACGAUGCAGGAAAUCUCUACUCGAACGACUACGAUAUUUACACUUUUCUCAAAAAACAUAGAAAAACGCUGAAAAAUUCAUUCUUCUUCUUCUACGGAGAUCACGGCUGCAAAUUUGGAGAGGAAUGUGAAGUUGCAGGAAGAUCAGAAGUUUCUAACCCGUUUCUGUACAUCGUGAUUCCGGAACGCUAUCGACAGUCACCGAUAUAUAAACAGCUUCUGAAAAAUAGUAAAGAGCUUGUGACACCUCAUGACCUUCAUUCGACUUUCAAGGAUAUUCUAUAUUUUCAACCACAAUACAACUUCACGGACAUCAGUUUCAAGAACUUCACAAGUAAUCCACGUGGAUUCUCGUUACUUCGUCAAUUUCAAGCGAAUAAGAGCCGUAACUGCAAAACUUUGCCGAUUCCCUACAAUUACUGCCUAUGCCAAUAUGGAAGGAAACCUGUAAGGGAUAUACUGGAAGAUCACGGCAAUGUGACACUUAAUCAAAUGUUUGGACAACCUGCUAUCGAGAGGCUCAAUAAGAUCUUGAGUUUCCAUUCUUCGGAAUGUCAUCCACUAGUGCUGAAAAAUGUGACAAAAGUUGAACUCUUUGUGCUUCCAAAUAAUGAAUCCGUGAAAUUUGAAGCAAACGCUUACGAUGUGACUUUCGCUGUAUCGGGACCAGUUGAGGCAAUAUUCAAAGUUCCAUUUCGUGUAGAAGGUGAUGUUGUGAUACUCGGAUCAAAUACAUUCACGCGAAUAGAUGUUGACGAAGUUGUGACAGCAGAAGAAACAUGGAAUUGUAAAAAUAGAGCAAUUGCGGGCAAAUCAUUAGAAGAAAACGACAAGCAGCCUUUCUCGUACUGGAUCUUACUUUUGAGUGCACAGCCAUCACCUUGCGAUUUUGAAUACCGCCUCUUGGUAUUCGUUAUGAUAUGGAAAUCAAUAGUCUUAUAG
Molecule: messenger RNA, 2094 nt
Organism: Cylicocyclus nassatus
Lineage: Eukaryota; Metazoa; Nematoda; Chromadorea; Rhabditida; Strongylidae
Source: the annotation of a GenBank genome assembly